CGCAUGGUUCGAUCUUGCUUUCAUUCCCGGCACUCGUUUAGUUUCAAUUGAUGAGUCAGAGAGUGUGCUGGUACGAGCGCGAGCCGCACAUGCCUAAUUAGAGCCACCCUAGCCGCCCAAAAGUGAGACAGUUGGCCCCACGAAAUCUACCGUUGGCUGUAUUGGUCGCACAGUUUGUUUACCCCUCAAUUGCCACGGCGAUACAGAAAGCGCGUCUCCGGAGCUCUGAUGGUCCUUGAACCGAUACAGUGCAGUGAAUCUAAAUUCAAACAGCCGCAGCAACGGUGCAGACCUUAAGCCAGUGAGUUUGUGCUUUGGGUGAAUUCAAUACGACUUGCAGAGUUGGGAGUCAAAGAAUCAAAAUAUGCAGUGACACCGUGUGAUGUGAUGUUGAAGUGUAUCCAAUCUUCCAUGUGGUGCAAAUUGCAUGGAUUUUCCGACAGAUUCCUCGUGAGUGGGCAAAAUUGGAAAAGGGAUUCCACAGUGUUGUCCAAUUGAAUUUCAUCAAUUGAGAACCACACAAGUGCCACAUUGUCGCUGCCGCUCAGCAUCCAUCCAAGAGAUUUUUGGGCUUUUGGGGUGGUGUGUUCUGCCAUUGCCUAAAUAAUUCAACUGAUGCUCCCAAGAUCUGACGACUGGCGUCCAUUCCCGGUCUAAAGCAAAAGGUGCCAUCGAGUCAACGAAUUGUUCUCUGUAUUGCAGAGAGAUAUUCUCAAGGGUAUUCCGAGGAAUUAGCAGAGUGAAAUCAAAAGUGAUCGAAGUGAAGUCACAAGAACAGCUGCGUAAGGGUGCAUUUUGUGACGGCGCAAGCGAUUAAAGUCCAUAUUGGCGCCUAUCAGGGGGAGCCUGAGCAAUCGUCCCAACACCGCCAACGUCGUUGAGUCUCUGCUGCUGCCGCCGGCGGCGCCACACUUUUCCACGGGCGACGGCAAUAGAAAAUCCGCCAAACUGGCCGCGUCUAUAGCAAUGAACCCGCACUACCAUCCGUACUCGGAGCUGUCCUCGCCACAUCCACCCAGUCCGGACAACAACAACUUCCCGCCACUGGCCGGCGGCCAUCACCACAACGGCCAUGGCCCCUUCAUGUCCAUGGAGGGGCAGCAGGGAUUCCACCAGAUCAACAACAACAUCGGACCCAUCAAACACUGUGGCGGUUGCGGAGGUAAAAUCGUGGAGAGAUUCUUCUUGCAUGCACUUGACAAAUACUGGCACAACUCCUGCCUGAAAUGUUCCUGCUGCGGUGCAAUGUUGGCUGACAUCGGGAGCAGCUGCUACACGAGAGCCGGGAUGAUUCUGUGCAAGGCUGACUACUCCAGGAUGUUCGGGAUGUCAGGCGCAUGCAGUGCAUGUGGACAAACAAUCCAAGCCAACGAAUUGGUGAUGCGAACAACAUCGCAACUUAGUAGUAAUCAAGCGGUGGGCAAUCCUAACCAAAAUCUACAGAGUCAGGUGCAACACCAGGUGUUUCAUCCCAAGUGUUUUGCAUGUUCAAAAUGUGCAGUGCAGCUAAUGCCAGGCGACAGGUAUUACAUGUUGGCGGGCAGUCUAGUGUGCGAGCAGGACUGGCAGAAGUUGAUCAAGAACACGGGCGCGAGCACGGGAACGCCACCGAUCCGGAAGGGCAAGGUCGGCAGACCCAGGAGAUCCAGAGACUGAGAGGCUCCGCGUCUGGGACGGCCGCCC
Messenger RNA from Phlebotomus argentipes, 1683 nucleotides. Its product is annotated as LIM domain transcription factor LMO4. The record is from RefSeq and is a predicted model, not a curated record. The coding region runs from base 967 to 1656 and encodes 229 amino acids. The transcript has 5 exons. NCBI's taxonomy places the organism in Eukaryota, Metazoa, Arthropoda, Insecta, Diptera, Psychodidae.